GAUCACUUUGGUGACUAGCUGACUUCAGAGUCAUCGCUCGCGCGAAAUUUCUUCCGUGCUCUCUGCCUUCUUCUUCACGGAACUUCUGCAAAUACCGAAGACCAUUCUUAUUGUUUCUCAGCAUCCAUGCAAGCAAUACAGAUGGCCUGGAUUUCAGUUUUUGACAUCUGUAACUAAAACCGUGUCAAAAUAACGAGUUGGGCUCUUUCUAUUGGAGUUCUAAUUGGCCGCAGGAAUGGAUUCCAGGCGAAAUAAUUUUAUGAGGUUUCAAAGUUGGAGUUCGGAGAAAUCUUCCAGUUUUGAGCAUCAACAUUCCACGAACGAUCGAAAAAAUGCAAGAAACAGUUCUAGACCCACAUUUGGCAGAGUUUUUAAGAAGACUAAAAUCUUUGACCUGUUGUGCUUCUAACCUGUCCGAAAAUCACACAAAAUAAUUUUAAAGUGGUUCAGCAACUUGCCUACAUCCACUGGAGCCUCUUUUAUAGAAUUUGUACAAGAUUUACAAAAAAUCUUCAAAUUCUCAAUUUUCCCUCACGUCCCUCUUUCUUUCUCCUCUCCCACUGCCCUUGAUCUCUCACCUUAGUGAGGAUAGUUUUCUGCACACUUAAGCUCUCCUAUUUAUAGGAGAGCAGGUCACUACGUUGCAGCAAUUUGCUGCAUGAUUCUUGGGGAGGUGCCUAACAAUACAAAAGCACCGAACGGUGCCUAACAUGCCAAAUUUGAGAACGGUGCAUGUGCAGCAACUAUACACCACCUGCACUCACACUUGGGUUGACUCAACAUGACCCUCAGGAUCAAUUUGUUCAAACAUGGAACAAAAUAUUUGUGCUUUCUUGUGUGGUAUCAGUGGCUUUGGACCCACUCUUCUUUUACACCCCAGUUUUGAAGGUGUAUGAGGAGGAGCAAUGCUUAAGCUUUGGAUCGGACAAAACUCUGGAGAUUAUUGCUUCUGUUCUUCGUUCAGUCACAGAUGCUUUUUAUGCAAUACAUAUAUACUUUCAGUUUCGAACUGGGAUUAUCCCACCUUCAUCUCGUCAUCAUGUGUUUGGAUGGGGAGAGUUGAUUGUUGAUCCUAAGGCAAUCGCAAAGAGAUAUCUGUCCACAUACUUCAUUAUCGACAUUCUGGCAAUCCUUCCCUGCCCACAGGUGGUAGUACUUUUAGCGUCGAAAAAGGAAACGCCAAUGGUGACGAAGGAAUUGUUGAAGUUAGUAAUCUUCUCCCAAUAUGUGCCGAGGCUUUUACGGAUCUACCCGCAAUAUGUAGAAGUAAUUAGGACCUCUGGCAUUCUGAUUCGGACAGCAUGGACUGGAGCUGCUUAUAAUCUUUUCCUCUACAUGCUAGCUAGUCACGUAGUUGGAGCCUUUUGGUACUUGUUUGGCACAGAAAGACAGGCUUCCUGCUGGAAAAAAAUGUGCAGUAACAUUACAGGUUGUCCAGAUAAAGGUUUUUACUGCCGUGAUGAUAACCAGAGUAGUGAACGUGGCUAUUUGCAUAAUAUUAGUCGGUUUUGCCGUAUUGUCGAACCAUAUGAUCAGAAGGGAAACUCAACUAAUGAGGCCUUCGACUAUGGAAUAUUUACUAAAGUUUUGAAGUCUGGAGUGGUGGAAUCAAAAAACUUUUUAGACAAAUCUUCUUACUGCUUUUGGUGGGGAUUGCGUAGUCUGAGUUCUCUUGGCCAAAACUUGGAUACAAGUACAUAUUUCUGGGAGAUAGUCUUUGCUGUUUCCAUAGCCAUCGCUGGGUUGGUCUUAUUCUCAUUACUUAUAGGCAAUAUGCAGAAAUAUCUGCAAUCCCUGCAAUCCACAAUAGUGAAAAUAGAAGAAAUGAGAAAAAGGAAGACUGAUGUUGAACAGUGGGAACAGUGGAUGUCCCAACGUAUGCUCCCUGAAAACUUAAGGAAGCGGGUUAGACGAUAUGAACAGUACAAGUGGCUAGAAACAAGAGGUGUGGAUGAAGAGAAUCUCUUCCGUAACCUUCCUAAGGAUCUCAGAAGGGACAUAAAGCGCUAUCUUUGCCUUGAUCUUCUUAAGAAGGUACCCAUGUUCGCAAAGAUGGAUCAACAACUAUGGGAUCCGCUGGUUGAUCGUCUCAAGCCAGUACUUUACACACAAUUCAGCUACAUUGUUCGUGAAGGGGAUCCAGUGGACGAGAUGCUCUUUAUCAUGCGAGGAAAUCUAACCACUUUCACUACCAAUGGUGGAAUAAUUGGUUUUUUCAACACUGCUAUUCUUAAAGCCGGUGACUUUUGUGGAGAAGAGCUUCUUACUUGGGUCCUAUUUGACCAGUCCUCGACCACAUUCCCCCUUUCAACAAGAACAGUGAAGGUAAAUACAGAGGUUCAAGCCUUUGCUCUAAUGGCGGAGGAUUUGAAGACUGUGGCUUCUCAGUUUCUGAAACUUCACACCAAGGAGUUGCAGAACACUUUCAAGUUCUACUCCCAACAAUGGAGAACAUGGGCGGCCUGUUUUAUCCAAUCAGCUUGGCAUUGCUACUCUAAGAAGAAACAUGAGAGGACUUUGCGUGAUGCUGAAAAUAGACUGCAAUUUUCUUUGGCAAAUGAAGCUGGGACCUCGGCAAGUCUCGGUGCAACUAUUUAUGCAUUAUGGUUUGCUGCCCAUUUACUUCGAGCCUUGCGACGACCAAACGGUGGACGCACCAGUACCAGAGCGCCACAAAGAGUGCCAGAGCUAAUGCCACCGAAGCCUGCUGAGCCAGAUUUCAGUGCUAAUCAAGGUUAAUAAUUAGUAGUAUAUAUGGCAUUUGAAGUGAUUAUCACGCAAGUUUAGUUUUCACGAACCUUGUUCAUGCGCAAGCGUUUUCUAUAUAUGGGCCGUAUGUGGUGUGUAACAUGUACUAAGGAAACUUCCAUCUUUAAAUUUUACAGCCAUGUGUUCAGGUUUCUAUAA
Molecule: messenger RNA, 2907 nt
Organism: Carya illinoinensis
Lineage: Eukaryota; Viridiplantae; Streptophyta; Magnoliopsida; Fagales; Juglandaceae
Product: cyclic nucleotide-gated ion channel 1-like
Exons: 10
Coding region: 733-2739 (668 amino acids)
Biological process (GO): transmembrane transport; monoatomic ion transport
Cellular component (GO): membrane
Molecular function (GO): monoatomic ion channel activity
Source: RefSeq, a predicted model, not a curated record